Molecule: messenger RNA, 2208 nt
Organism: Tachysurus vachellii
Lineage: Eukaryota; Metazoa; Chordata; Actinopteri; Siluriformes; Bagridae
Gene: csdc2b
Product: cold shock domain containing C2, RNA binding b
Exons: 4
Coding region: 323-766 (147 amino acids)
Biological process (GO): regulation of mRNA stability
Cellular component (GO): cytoplasm
Molecular function (GO): mRNA 3'-UTR binding
Source: RefSeq, a predicted model, not a curated record
ACACACACACACACACACACACACACACACACACACACACACACACACCCACAGUUGAGUUGAGUUAAUAUUAUAUAACCGUGUGUGAGUGUAAGAAGACCUGUGAGUCAAGCAGCUCGAUUCACAGCUCAGUGAGCGGCACCUUAAUAAAAGCGAUUUCUGCCAGGAUUUGUGUGUGUGUGUGUAACUUCCAUCUCUAUUCAGCUGGUCUGCCAUCAUACACACCUGGCCAGCUGUGACCGAUCCUCAGAGACUCCAGCAUCACCCAGGUCUAACCAGCUCAGUGGUGAAAACACACACACACACACACACAUUUGGAGUUAUGGCGGAACCGGAGCUGAACGAGGCGUCGCUGCGCUCUCCGAGCUCUGGGUCUCAAUCCGUCUCCUUCCCCUUCAUGAGGGAAGGCAGCCGUGUGUGGGAGAAAGCAGGGGAUCUGCCCAGCCCUCUGCCCACCAAGCGCACCCGCACUUACUCUGCCACGGUGCGGGCAAACUCAGGUCCUAUGUAUAAGGGUGUGUGUAAGAACUUCUCGAGGUCACAGGGUCAUGGAUACAUCAAACCUGCUAACGGUGGAGAAGACAUCUUCGUCCAUAUCUCAGACAUCGAGGGCGAGUACGUUCCUGCGGAGGGUGACGAGAUGACGUAUAAAGUGUGUCCCAUCCCGCCCAAGAACCAGAAGGUGCAGGCCGUGGAGGUGAUCAUCACACAUCUGAACCCUGGAACGAAGCACGAGACCUGGUCCGGCAAGAUCAUCAGCUCCUAGGCUCCACCGAGACCUGCUGGCUUUGGCCUGGACUGGGGCUGAAUCGGGGAGGUCUUUCUUUUUCUUUCCUUUUUUUUCUUUUCUAAAGUAGGAACAAUGCAGGUGAACACAGUGUGGAGAAGGAUGGAGGUGAGGAAGGAGAAGGAAUGUAAUCAUGUAGUUGAGUUUCAGUAAAGUGCGAAAGAAAAGCAAAAGAGAACGAAACAAAGAGGGAGACGGAAAUCAAAAAGGUAAGAAAUACGAUUUCAUAGUUUAAAAGCAGCAACAGGAAGCAGAGAGAGAGGAAGAGAGCAGAAAAGAUGGACACAGGAAUGUAAAAGAGAUCCAGUUUCUUCCCGACAGACGCACGCAAACGGAAAGAAGUAAACCUCGGACAGAAGGGAAUCGUCGUCAAACUAAAAAAACUGUGAAAGACAAAGUAAUGACUCAGGACUUCCUGAAGUCAUGUGAUCGAAUCCUUUCUCAUAAGUGUUGGCCUUUUCUUUGUUUAAUGUUUGUUUAUUUAUUUAUUUGUUUGCAUUUUUUUUUGGUCUGGGGUGGGUGGAGCUGCCGCUCUGAAUUCCGUCGCAGACGACGCUGGAAACCGAUAGUCAUAUUGCACUUAAAACUUGACACCCAAACUGAUAGCGUACUGCCAAGCUGAGACGAGCUCCAGAGUUCCAGCGGGAGCGAUUCAGGGUAAACAUCAGAUCUCAUCACAUUUCUACUGCGAUCAAAGUCCUAAAACGUCUCAUACUAAUGUUAUAAAACCGUAGUUAAUUCACCAGGUGGUAGAACCUCGGCGGUGAAAGUAGCUCACGUUAGAAACGCUUCAGUCGAUCACGUCUAAUUAAAUCUGCCGCCGCACGUAGUCACGUCCUCCAACAAAAUUUCUAUGCAUCUUUUCUACGCCUCGUCGUUUUGUAUUUAUUUCAUUUGAUCAUGUUUUUAUACUCGACCGACAACUCGGUUAGUUUAGAUUCUAUUUUUCACCUCCGGUCAGAUCACUGUGGCUGGUGUAGGUGUGAUUUAUGUGCGAGUUAACAGAAAAGUAAGGGAAAGGUUUUAGUAGUCACACUCCUGUGACACACUUCCUCAUUUCACCUCGAUUUUCACCCGAACAUGAAUGAUGGUGGCUUCUGAUUGGUCAGAAAGUGUCGAUUGGUUUCCUGUAUCAGCAGCUCUGACAGUAGCGCAACUUCGACUAAUAAUAAAUAUUUUUAAUAAAGCGUCUCGUAAAACAAAAACCUGGGGUUGUCGAUAUGGUGACGUGUUCAUUUACCGUUUAAGGAAGGAGUCUCCAGUGCCAGCGCAUCGUAGCAGGAAAUGUUCAGGACGGUAACAUGACAUUAUUAACAGAAAUCAUUAACCAGUUUGUUGUGAUGGUCAACUGUUUUCUAGUUGCUAUAACAUGUGAUAAAAAGAACUAACUAACAUUAAACGGAUCUGUUAACUAAUGAAAA